CUUCCCACCACCACAACGCCCGGCAAGAUGUCCAAGGAGAGCUCAAGCCUGCUGCAGACGCGCAGAGAGGGCCGCGUGCUCAUCGUGUCGAUCAAGAAUCCGCCGUACAACCUGCUGACUGGCGACAUUCUGCUUGGCCUGGCGCGCAUCCUGCGGUCGCUCGAUGUCAGGGAUACAGGAGCUGUGGUCCUGGCGUCGGCCAUCUCGGACGUCUUCAUCUCGCACUAUUCCGUGGACGAAAUUCUCGAGUUUGGCGAGCUGCUCCCGCCCUUCCUCGCAGCCAACACACAUCCGUGGAUGCUGCGCGGAUUGCUGGCCGUGGAGACGGGCCUCUCGUACCUUGGGCUGCGGCCAUUGCUUCGUAUGACUCCGCUCAAGGGACUCGCACACUUGAACGGCUAUGCAGAAUGCGCACAUCUUCUUCGCAGCAUUCCUCAGGUCACUGUCGCCGCCGUCAACGGGCGAGCAUUUGGCGGCGGCUGCGAGCUGGCGCUCAGCUGCGACUUCCGCGUCAUGGUCGACACACCGCCAGAGGGCACCGCCGACUCCCGCGGCUGCGGCAUCGGACAGCCCGAGAUCGUGCUCGGCCUCAUCCCGGGCGGCGGUGGCACUCAGAUGCUGACACGGAUGCUGGGCCCCGCGCAAGCGCUCGAGCUGUGCCUCGAAGGCACGCUCAUCUCUGGCGAGGAGGCGCUCAAGUACGGCCUCAUCACCAAGCUCGUCUCGCGCGAGCAGCUCAUGCCCGAGGCCAUGACCAUCGCUGAACGCAUGGCCCGCCGCAACCCGGCAGCCGUCGCGGCGAUCAAGGACUGCGUGCACACAGGAGGCUCAAGCCCACUGGCUGUUGGCAUUCGCCGCGAGCAAGGCGGCUUCGGCACAUCUGCUCUCGUCCCGGAGGCUGCAAACGCCAUGACCAAGUACCUCUCGGGCAUCGACGAGCUCCUCGGGCCCAAGUCGAACCUGGCCGACUUUCAGUCGUGGAAGGACGGCACGGCGGUCGACUUCACGCCGGGCUCGGCGCGGAAGCUGCAGGCGAGCAAGAAGCAGGUCUGAUGCGCACUACUGCGCCUUUCUGUUGGCAGGGCUGCACUCGACACGAUAACAUUAGUUCCGGAUCCGCUUGCUCCUUCUCUUGUCUGCUGAUAAUGGUAUAUACAAAACGAGCCAGUGCACCUCAG
Tilletiopsis washingtonensis is the source of this 1178-nucleotide messenger RNA. Its product is annotated as ClpP/crotonase. Gene Ontology annotation, molecular function: enoyl-CoA hydratase activity. The record is from RefSeq and is a predicted model, not a curated record. Bases 28 to 1053 code for a protein of 341 amino acids. The transcript is spliced from 6 exons. Gene Ontology annotation, biological process: fatty acid beta-oxidation. NCBI's taxonomy places the organism in Eukaryota, Fungi, Basidiomycota, Exobasidiomycetes, Entylomatales.